Mytilus californianus (California mussel) is the source of this 2037-nucleotide messenger RNA. Its product is annotated as protein wech-like. The record is from RefSeq and is a predicted model, not a curated record. NCBI's taxonomy places the organism in Eukaryota, Metazoa, Mollusca, Bivalvia, Mytilida, Mytilidae. Bases 193 to 1914 code for a protein of 573 amino acids. Gene Ontology annotation, molecular function: zinc ion binding. The transcript has a single exon.
UUAUUCUAAAUCAAUUUGCUUACAGUGCCUAAUUCUUACUAAAACAAAUACACAAUGUAUUUAUAAAUAGUGCUGAUAUGUAUUUACCUCUUUAAAUUUACAAUACAACAGAAUGGGAGUCAAGCAUAAAUUUACCACACCUUCAACUUGUGCUGCUUCAAAAAGAUUUUAUCAUUGAAUUCACAUUCUUAAAUGAUAAAAACCUCAAUGGCUUCCUCAACAACAGUAAGAAGAGCACCUGCUCCCAAACCUUGUGGGAUUUGUGAAAAGACAGCUAAUAUUAACUGGAAAUGUGACCAGUGUAACUGGUACUUGUGCGAUCAAUGUAAAAAGGUACAUGUAAUGGUCGAUACUGUAACAGAACAUACUAUUAUUGUUAUUCGAACAACUGGUGCCCUCAAGGACGUAGAAGUUGGUCAAGAAACAGGGACCAGUUUCGCAGCAGAUAAUAUUCCAUGUUCGAAACACAAGAACAUGAACUCAAUGUUCUGCCAGACUUGUGAACAGUUAGUUUGCCCUGAAUGCAUUGCAAACUUUCACGAGGAACAUGCUUUGGAUCCAAUCAAUAAAAUAUGUGAGGAGAAGCUCAACACACUGAAAGACCAUGGAGUUAGAGUGUCACAGGAUCUAUUCAACUGUCAAACAAAAAUAAAAGAACUUGAAACAGCAGAAAAUGAGCAAAACUUAAAGUACAAGGAUAUAGUAGAGCAAAUUGAUGAAAAAGCUUCAGAGCUAAAAGAAGCCAUUAGCAAGUAUGCAAGGGAUCUUCAAGAAAAAGUUGAAUCAGCAAGAAAAACAAGAGAAAAAGUUUUUCAAAUGAAAAAGAAGCAAAUGGAAGAAGCUAUAAGCGCUCUUCAAGAUGAAGAAACUAAGCUAAAGAAGGCAAUCCAUUCAAAUCAUGCUGGAACAAUCUUCACAGCUACUUCUGAGCUCACAGAAAGUGUACCAAACUACUCAUUUGAUGCACAAUCUUCAGAUAUCAUUGAUUUCACUCAAGGUGAGACAACUUUGAAGAAAAUAAUUGACUUGUUUGGCUUACUGAGACAUAAAGAAGAAUCGAUUAUUGAUUUCAAAGUUUUGAAGAGCUACACAACAGACUUCUCCUUUGUGGAUACAGUUUUAACAACUGAUGACAAAACUGCAUUGAUCUCCAAUCCUACCGUGAAAAUUGUACGACAAAUUACAUCAAGCGAAAAACUCAAAACCCUAAAAGAGAUCUCUGUUAAGAUCUUCGAUAUGGCUUCAACAUCUAACAAUGAAAUUCUGAUGUCAAUGUUUGGAAGUCCUGAUGUAAAAUUACUGAAACCAACAGGCCAAUUCCAACAAUUUAUGUCAGUAUCACCCCUGUUUCCAUUGGCACUUCACGUUACAAAGUCAAAUGAAGUUUUAAUAGGUGUGAAAGACGAAGGAGAGAAUUUCAGCCCGACACACAUCAGCAUUCGAAAAAUUCUUACUUUCAGUAUGGAUGGGAAACAAAGAAGAUCAUAUGAAUAUGUCGGACAAAAGCAAAGGCUUUUCACACUUCCAUACAGCAUAAGGACUUACCAUAAUGGUAAUAUUCUAACUAUUGAUAGGAAAAGCAAGAUAGGUGGCCGAGUCGUUACCAUAGGCAAGGAUGGGAAAUUAAAAUGGAUCUAUAAUGGAAACAUUUCAAUCAAUACAAGGGACACUCCAUUUAACCCACAUGACAUUGUAAUAACCACCAUGGGGUACAUCAUAGUGGCUGACAACAACACCAAUGCUUUCCAUGUACUGUCUGGCAAUGGGGAGCUACUAACCUGUAAAGUGAUGAAAGAUCAGGGAAUAUCAAUUCCAAAUGCACUGGACAUUGACAACACUGGACAAUUAUGGGUUGGAUGUUGUGCAGACAAAGGAAAAACAAAUGCAAAAUUGCACAUUGUCAAAAUCUUAUAGAAUUUAGGCAUUUUUUGUAAAUUGAUUUUUUAGAGGUUUUUUUUUCAUAUCACUAGUUUGCAUAUUACCUCUUCUGUAACUUAAUUGAAAUAAAACUUCUUUCCAUUAAACUUUUAAAAUUUA